Messenger RNA from Carassius carassius (crucian carp), 1019 nucleotides. RefSeq names its product reactive oxygen species modulator 1. NCBI's taxonomy places the organism in Eukaryota, Metazoa, Chordata, Actinopteri, Cypriniformes, Cyprinidae. Gene Ontology annotation, biological process: protein import into mitochondrial matrix; protein insertion into mitochondrial inner membrane. Gene Ontology annotation, cellular component: TIM23 mitochondrial import inner membrane translocase complex. The transcript has 3 exons. The record is from RefSeq and is a predicted model, not a curated record. The coding region runs from base 135 to 395 and encodes 86 amino acids.
UUCUCCGCUUGUACUUUAACACCAACCACUUCCUCUCAAGUAAUGGCGUCCCUGUGAGAAAGUCCUGUAGCAAACAUUGGACUUGUUUUCUGAAAACUAACUAAUAGAGACACUCAUAUAGCGAUUUGAACAAGAUGCCGGUGACAGUAGGACCGUAUGGACAGACGCAGCCCAGUUGCUUUGACAGAGUCAAGAUGGGCUUCAUGAUGGGUUUUGCCGUGGGCAUGGCUGCAGGUGCCAUGUUUGGAACGUUCUCCUGUCUCAGAGACUGUUUCAUUAUAUCCAGGAUCGGCAUGAGGGGUCGAGAGCUGAUGGGCGGAGUUGGGAAGACCAUGAUGCAAAGCGGUGGCACGUUUGGAACCUUCAUGGCUAUUGGGAUGGGUAUCCGCUGCUGAGAUCACACUAAUGCCACUUCUGAAAUUAUAGGACUUUGAACCAUUUCUAGAUUCAUCCAUUUGUUAUCACACCCACAUUCAAGGUCACAGGUGUCAAUAAAAACAGAUUACAUAAUUCUGUAAAUCUUGGGCUCAAUCUAAGAUAUAAUUAUGAGGACACUUUGAGGUCAACCCUCUGUCCUGCAGAAUAGGUUAAAGUCAGAUAUGUGGGAUUGACCUUUAACAGUGACCUUUUUACUGUCUAUGGAGGGCUGACAAUGAAAUGACCAUAGAGAAGAUAAAGAAGUGCUCUUUAAUUCUGGACGAAUCGAUGUUCUCAGCCAUUCUUUGAAAUGAUGAUUUAGGCAUGAAAAUAGAAAUUACAUGCACUUACCUUGAGGUGCUGCUACAUUAGUACCAUCUAAAGGGUUGAUAAUUCCCGGAUAGUCUUUGCCGAAUGAAAGAUGUUUGAUGAAAUGUGUCAUGUUGAUCUGCGUUUAUACCAAUAAAAAAAUUCUGUUAGUUCUAAUAUUUAGGGUAAUGGCAGAUCAAUCUUAUUAAAAAGAGAUGAAGCAACUCACAUUGUCCAGCCCAAAGCUCUGCAGAUCAUGAACUGAAAAUAAAAUAAUCAAUUAAGAACAUGAA